CCGGCGGAGGCGCAGGGAAGAUGGCGGAGUCCGGCGGGGCCGAGUUCGCCUUGGAGCGGCCGAGCAGCAUGGCUGACAAGAACAGCGCCCUGAAAUGCACGUUCUCUGCUCCUGGCCACAGCACCACUCUCCUGCAAGGAUUGGCCUCGCUCCGGGCUCAGGCUCAGCUGCUUGAUGUCAUCCUCACUAUAAAUAACGAAGCGUUUCAGGUUCAUAAAGUUGUCUUGGCUGCCUGCAGUGACUACUUCAGGGCAAUGUUCACAGGAGGGAUGAGAGAAACCAACCAAGAUGUGAUUGAACUGAAAGGGGUUUCUGCGAAAGGACUGAAACACAUAAUAGACUUUGCUUAUAGCGCUGAAGUGACUCUCGAUCUUGAUUGUAUUCAGGAUGUGCUGGGAGCUGCAGUCUUCCUCCAGAUGGUGCCUGUGGUGGACCUCUGUGAAGAGUUCUUGAAGUCUGCGAUGAGUGUUGAAACCUGUCUUAAUAUCGGGCAGAUGGCCACCACCUUCAGUCUUGCGUCCUUGAAGGAAUCAGUGGACGCAUUCACCUUUAGGCACUUUCUUCAGAUUUCUGAGGAAGAGGACUUUCUCCACCUGCCCCUGGAGCGCCUUGUCUUUUUCCUGCAGAGCAAUAAACUGAAGAGCUGCAGUGAAAUAGACCUCUUCCAUGCUGCCAUCCGCUGGCUGCAGUAUGACCAGUCCCGCCGGGCCAACGCCAGCCAGGUGCUCUGCCACAUUCGCUUCCCGCUCAUGAAAUCGUCCGAGCUGGUGGACAGCGUGCAGACCCUGGACAUCAUGGUGGAAGAUGUCUUGUGCCGGCAGUAUUUGCUGGAGGCAUUCAACUACCAGAUCCUGCCCUUCCGCCAGCAUGAGAUGCAGUCUCCUCGAACUACCAUCCGCUCAGACGUCCUGUCCCUCAUCACCUUUGGCGGCACCCCGUACACUGACAACGACCGGACUGUGAGCGGCAAAGUGUAUUACUUGCCGGACACCAACGUGCGUCAGUUCAAGGAGCUCACUGAGAUGGAGGUGGGCAGCAGCCAUGCCUGUGUUGCUGUGCUCGACAACUUUGUCUACGUUGUGGGGGGGCAGCAUCUGCAGUACCGCAGUGGGGAGGGAGCUGUCGAUAUCUGCUACCGCUAUGACCCUCACUUGAACCAGUGGCUGCGCAUCCAAGCCAUGCAAGAGAGCAGGAUACAAUUUCAGCUGAACGUCCUGUACGGCGUGGUGUAUGCCACGGGUGGGAGGAACCGGUCAGGGAGCCUGGCCUCCGUAGAGAAGUACUGUCCCAAAAAGAAUGAGUGGACCUACGUGUGUUCUCUCAAACGCAGGACGUGGGGGCAUGCUGGGGCCACAGGGGGAGGCAAACUGUACAUAUCGGGUGGAUAUGGAAUAUCAGUGGAAGACAAAAAAGCCCUGCAUUGUUAUGACCCAGCAGUUGAUCAAUGGGAGUUUAAAACCCCAAUGAAUGAACCCAGAGUCCUGCAUGCCAUGGUCAGUGCAAAUACAAGGAUUUAUGCCCUAGGAGGGCGCAUGGACCAUGUUGACCGUUGUUUUGAUGUAUUGGCUGUGGAAUAUUAUGUGCCUGAAACUGACCAAUGGACAACCGUGAACCCUAUGCGGGCAGGUCAGUCAGAAGCUGGUUGUUGCUUGUUAGAAAAGAAGAUCUAUAUUGUGGGAGGGUACAACUGGCACCUGAACAAUGUAACGAGCAUCGUGCAAGUGUAUAACACGGAAACGGAUGAAUGGGAAAGGGACCUGCAUUUCCCAGAGUCGUUUGCUGGCAUAGCAUGUGCUCCAGUUAUACUACCACAAAUAACAACCCAGAGAUAACCA
Gopherus flavomarginatus (Mexican gopher tortoise) is the source of this 1835-nucleotide messenger RNA. RefSeq names its product kelch like family member 26 (gene KLHL26). The record is from RefSeq and is a predicted model, not a curated record. The coding region runs from base 21 to 1832 and encodes 603 amino acids. NCBI's taxonomy places the organism in Eukaryota, Metazoa, Chordata, Testudines, Testudinidae. The transcript has 3 exons. Gene Ontology annotation, molecular function: protein binding.